Plasmodium gonderi is the source of this 1689-nucleotide messenger RNA. Its product is annotated as tRNA delta(2)-isopentenylpyrophosphate transferase. Gene Ontology annotation, molecular function: tRNA dimethylallyltransferase activity. Lineage: Eukaryota; Apicomplexa; Aconoidasida; Haemosporida; Plasmodiidae. The record is from RefSeq and is a predicted model, not a curated record. Bases 1 to 1689 code for a protein of 562 amino acids. Gene Ontology annotation, biological process: tRNA modification. Gene Ontology annotation, cellular component: mitochondrion. The transcript has a single exon.
AUGUUUUUUUUUUGUUAUGUGUAUAAUAUUCUAAUAAUACUGAUCCUUUUUAUCAACAACUAUUUUAAUAAAACAGUUAACUGUUUUAUGACAAGACACCAAGGGGAUAUUUUUAAAAGAUAUAUAUAUAUAUAUAGAAAAUUAUCGUCAGCUAACUUUAAAACUUGUAAGAGUAGUAUAUCGAAAUGUACACAUACAUAUCACGAAAAAUAUGAAUUAAGAUUGAAACAUAAUGCUAAUAAAAGAAAUGACUGUGUAACAAGCAAUUUUAAGGGUAGAACGAGCGGUCGUUUGUACAUACAUUGUGAACCUCUCCCCCUGAUAAUGAAAAACAGAAAUGAGAAAAUAAAUCUUCAUAAAAUAUCUCAUUUCGAAUGUAGCAAAGUACAAGAGGAAAGCAAAUCAGACACAAGAGAAGAAAAAAAUAUGAAUUCUAUACCACCAACUAGUGGCAUGAACAAAAGGGCAAGAGAAUGCCAGAUAGAAGGGAGUAAUGAUGAAGAAAUUUCGAAUUCACAUAAUGUAAGCUUAUGUGAAGGUUCGAAAAAUGCAUGUAUCCCCGGAAACGUUGAAGAGGGAGCAGGAGGGGGAGACACAAAUGAACACAGGAGAAAAAAUAUUGAUAACCUUUUCUUACCAAAUUUGAACAGAAAAAAAAAGGAAAAAAUUAUUAUAAUUAUUGGAGUAACCUGCAGUGGGAAGACAAAAUUUAGUAUAGAUUUAUGUGAGGAAUUACUGAAGCAUAAUGUAGAAAGUGAAAUAAUUAGUGCUGAUUCUAUGCAGGUUUAUCAAAAUUUUAAUAUAGGUAUAGCCAAAGUAGAUGACAAAGAAAAGAGAGAUAUAAAACAUCAUAUGUUAGAUGUAUGCGAACAUAACGAGGAGUUUAAUGCUCAUAAAUUUAUUACUCACACUAUACCCAUUAUUCAAAGAAUUAAUGAAAAUAAAAAAUUGGCUGUUGUUACAGGGGGUACGCUGCUAUAUGUUGAAUCCCUACUAUGGGAGUCCGUCGUGGAUUUGAAAGAAGCAUAUAAUAGUACAAUGUCCGAAGAAACAAAAAGGAAAACAGAUUCGUAUGAAAACAAAACAAAUGAAGAGCUAUAUGAUGAGUUAAAAAGGGUUGAUGAAGAAAGAGCCAAUCAAUUACACAAAAAUGAUAGGAAAAGAAUUUGCAGAAGUUUAGAAAUUUUUUAUUCAUACAACAGAAAACAUAGUGAAUUAAUAAAAAUGAGAAAUCACAAAAAUAAUAAUUUUGAUAAAACCAGAUUUGUACCUUGCAUUUUUUAUUUGGAUUAUAAUAAUGACGAUAUGUUACGGGAAAAUAUUGAAAAAAGAGUCAACACAAUGAUUUCAAAAGGGCUCUUAGAUGAAGCUAUAAAAUUAAAACAAUUUAACGAUAAGACAAAGGUUAAAUUAUUCGCAAAAGGAAUUAAUCAAAGUAUUGCAUACAAGGAAUUUGAUAUGUAUAUCGAAAAAAAAAUGAAUAAUAUUAAUGAUGAAAACUUAUUUAACUUAUGCAAAGAUAAUUUAAUUAGAAAAACGUAUAAAUACGCAAAACGACAGAGGAGGUGGAUAUUAAACAGAUUUGUAAAAGUGUACAAUGUUCCUUUGCAUAAAGUAGAUGUAUCGAGUGAUUACUCGAAACAGCUCAUUGACGCUGUUCAAAUUGUGUUAAACUUUUGGUAUAAUUAA